Durusdinium trenchii is the source of this 1242-nucleotide messenger RNA. Lineage: Eukaryota; Dinophyceae; Suessiales; Symbiodiniaceae. The record is from the annotation of a GenBank genome assembly.
AGGCAGCCGUUGAGAGCUCAAAACUUGUUCGGUGAAGCCAUGGGAUCUUUGAAACUGUUUUUGAGCCUUGUGAGCCUUGGAGUGGCUAUUGAUCAGAAUGAACUAGCCCAGUGGGUGCAGUCGGCUUAUGGACUAAAUCUGAGUCCUUCGGAUGCUCAACAAGUAGCGGUGAAGGAAGCACCGGUGUUGACUCAAUGCGACGUGAGCAUCAAUGACCUCAAAAAUUUGAAGGAUACCAUGUAUCAGACCUCAUUGUUAGACCUUCCUAUGGACACGGUGAAGACCAGCAUUUUUGAUCUGGCCGAGCAGCACGUUGAUGUCAACGAGCUGAAAGAGAUGUGGAAGGUUUUGUUCAGUGUGUCUGGAGUUGACCUCACCAAGAAAGAUGCUCAGACCCGUACCAUUGAACUUGUGAAGGCUUAUGCUGAGUCCAACCAGGUGCUGGAGCUUUUCAAGAAUCUCUAUUCCAUGAGCGGCGUGAAUCUCAUGAAAUCGGAAGCCCAAGCUAAGAGCCUUGAGCUGGGAAAGCUGGGUUGUGAUCCUGUGGCCUUGUUGAACUCCUUCAAGGCAGCGCAGGGGAGCACUACACAGCGAUUGGAUCAGGCGACUGAUUCUGCAAUUCGGGCCAACCUGAAUGGAGAGGCAAGGCGCUAUGCAAAGGAUGGAACCAUUUACAAUGCCAAGGAGUUUCAAGACUACUAUCACGCUGAUUACAAGAAGGAGUGGGCGAAUGGAGUCUUGGAAAUGAAGAUCGCACCGGAUGGCAAGGCCUACACCGCAAGCCACUUCCGCAUCUACUUCGGUGGAGCUUGGGAGGAGAAAUGGCAUUCGGCCGCUCCAGCCACCCAACAGCGCUUGGCGGAAGAUGGCAAGGUGUACAGCUUGUCAGAGUUCGUUGACUUUUACAAGGAUGAUUGGCAAGCCAAAUGGAAAGCUGCUCCAGAGUUGCCUUGCAAGGAAUGCCGUUCACAACUUCAGAUGGUGGUUUGAAAAGCUAAGCGAGUUUGUUGCGUACUUGGCGCAGCUCAAGCUGAGGGGCUUGGGACACCAUCCCUUGUUUGACCUUUGAGCGUUGGAAUUUCUUUUGCGCUGGACAAAAGGCUGAUUGUAGACGCCGGACGCGUGAUUUGUAUAUAUAUAUAUAGAUGAUAUAUAUAUAUAAUUCACUGCGGCCUCUUCCUUGUGCAGGGUGACGUAUCGCGAAGCCGUAUGGCAGAGUCAAACUGUGGCAAUGAGAACCGG